AUGACUGCUAAAUCAUCUUUAAGUUCGAAACUAGCUAGCAAUACUACCCCAAUUGAAUCCACUAAUGACAGUCUGAACAGAUUCUAUAAAGUUCAAAAUGCAUGUGCUCAAUUAGAAACUGCUAUCAAAACUAUUUAUUCAGAAGGUUUAACCAAUGAAGAAUUAACGUACAUGGUAAAUGAUGGUACUGCUCAAGAAAAAUUAAUUGCAUCAAGUCCCGCUUCAUUCAUCGGUACAUAUUUGAAAAACGCUCAAGCAUCAUUAGAUAUUUCUAAAAUUUUCGAAUAUUAUCAAUAUGAUUCUGAAUCAUCUCCAUUAGACAAUUAUAUUAAAGAACCAAUCAUCACUGAUACAAAUUUACAAAAAUUAGCUUCAUCAACCGUUUCUAAUGGAAUCACUUCCAUUGAUAGAAAUCGUUUAGAGUAUCUAGGUGCGAAUUGGAUGAAUGCACUAAUUUCCAUAGUAUUAUUUAACCAAUUCCCAAAUGCAAACAAAAAAGGUUUAGAAAAUUUACAUGAUCAAAUCUUAAACGAUAAACAAGAUUGGAUUAAAUCUACCACCUUCAACACUAUGAAUCAUAAUAAUGAAAAUUUAAACUCUUAUUUCGGCGCUUUAAUCUUCGAUAGAUCAAUUCCUCAAUUUAAUGACAUCUUAAAAUGGUUAUCUAUCUCUACAAAAGAUAAAUUAAAUUCAAUUAAAUAUAAUUAUUUGAUUGAUGUAAACGCAAAGACUCCAAAAGAGGCUUUGAUUGAAUUCAUGAAAGAUAAUAAAGAUGGGUUGAAACUUCGAUUCAUUAGAUUGACUGUAAAUAGUCCAUUCAUAAUUGAAGUUAAAUUAGGUAACGUCUCUCUAGGUAAAGGUGAAGAUAAUGUUAUCGAAAUAGCUGAACAAAAAGCUGCUCAAGAUGCAUUGUCUAAACCUGAAUUGAUUGAAAAUUAUUCUAAAUACCCAAUUGUUUCUCCAAUUAUCAUCGACGAAGAUGAACAAAAAACAAUAACUAAUGUCAAAGAACCAGCACCAAUCAAACAAGAAAUUGGAAAGAAUGAAACACUAACUGAAAAUCCAACUGAAAAACCAAUUACAAAACCAAUUGCAAAACCAUUAGCAACCAAAGAAGCAAAGAAAGAAGUCAAGAUUGAACCAAGAGAUAUAGAAAAACAGUCACCAAUCAUUACCAAACCAAUCAAAAAGGAAGAAAAACAAACAGUACAACCACCGGCCCCAGCCAAGAAACCCGAAAUGAAACCUGUUGCCGCCGUUAAAUCUGCUCCAAACCCAGUCGCGGCAACAGUUUCUACAGAACCUUCUGCUCCAACUUCAUUGAAUCCAGAUGAUCUUCUAAAGGAAAUUAUGAAUCGUAUGCAAAGUCAAGUUUCUGAAAUGGUUGCCAAAGUGGCAUCGGAUUUGAUAACGAAGUCCGAAUUAGUUCCAGCUACGGCAUCAACUAUUCCAUCAAUACCACUGAAUAGUGCUUCAAAGAGCAAUAAAACAGCGGUACAAGUAGAAAGUGAAUCAGAGGAAGAAGAGGAAACCGAGACUGAAACCGAGACUGAAAGUGAAACUGAAACUGAAUCUGAAUCUGAAAGUGAAAGUGAAAGUGAGAGUGAGAGUGAGAGUGAAAGCGAAAGCGAAAGCGAAAGUGAAUCUGAAUCUGACUCUGACUCUGAAAGUGAGGAGGAAUCAGAUAACGAGUCCGAAGAUGAGGAACCAGAACUGAAAAUUGAACCACCACAGUCAAAAGUUCCAGUAAUGAUACCGUCUAAAAUUACUAAAGACGAUAGUGGACAAUAUCUGUACACAGACGUUGAAGUUGAAUGCGACAAAUCUUCCAAAGCAUCAUUAUAUGCAAUUUUGGGUAAAGUCAAUCUAUUCCCAGAAUAUAAGACUUCACAAAUUGAUAUGAAUGACUUUUAUUCUUUCUGUAUUCUAAGAGGCACCGCUAUAAUCCUUGGUGAAGGUCGUGGUAGCAACAAACAAAUUUCACAACAAAUUGCUGCAGAACACGCUAUAGAAGGGGAGGCAUUGGCUGAAUUAUUAGAAGAAUCGUCAUGA
Molecule: messenger RNA, 2052 nt
Organism: Naumovozyma dairenensis CBS 421
Lineage: Eukaryota; Fungi; Ascomycota; Saccharomycetes; Saccharomycetales; Saccharomycetaceae
Exons: 1
Coding region: 1-2052 (683 amino acids)
Biological process (GO): RNA processing
Molecular function (GO): ribonuclease III activity
Source: RefSeq, a predicted model, not a curated record